Messenger RNA from Amoebophrya sp. A25, 8549 nucleotides. The record is from the annotation of a GenBank genome assembly. Lineage: Eukaryota; Dinophyceae; Syndiniales; Amoebophryaceae.
AUGAGCAUUUGAGACGCAUGCUGAUCGAUGCCUAGUCGAUGAAGUCUUCGAAGACUUCGUGGUUCCACACCUUGCUCGUCGUUUUGUUCUUCAUCUUCGGCUCGAUGCUUUUAUCGUCGGUUAUUUUCGAUCGAAGACAACGAAACCACAAGCACGACGGAAACAAGCCCGCGCUUCGCACCUCGUGAAGAAAUUGUUUCGCUUGUAAGUAGUCCGUUGUCUUCUACUUUGUAGAAACUACUUCUUGCACUGAUAUUUUGGAACAAAUGGAUUGAUGAGAGAUCCAAUGAAGUCGGUGGAUUUGGACGACCAUCAGUUGUACAAAAAUUAGAGACCAGCUCAACCUGUCUUGAGCAGCAGAUGUAGUUGCCGAUGUUAAAGAGAUGAUGUUGAAGUCUGUCAAGUUUAUUUUUAUCUGUUGAACUCCAUGAAGAAGAGGUCCGUGGAGGCCAGUACAAGUACAAGUUGUAAAAAAACCGAAAAGAUUAUUAUACAGAACAACCAAGAUGAAGAAAAUGUUGGUGAAGCAAUAUCAGCAUGAGGUGAAAAUUGAAUUUGAAAAUGUGUGAGAACUACAAUGUACAAUAGGAAGCCCUAAUAAAAACCCUUGUUUGCGGGUUACACGAUGUUGACCAGGCCCAGGCUACUUAUCGUUAUUUCCCUCUAGUUCAUCUAGUUCUUCAUCUGGUCCACGUCUAAACAAGAAAUAAAAUUAAUGGUCGUCCCGCUUGUCCCACCGGUGGGUUUCCCACCAUCCUUCGGAUCGCAUUAUCUUCCGUCAACAGGAGAUGCAGAAUCGACGUCGUCAUCCGUGAUAAAAAUGGUUCCUGUACUAGCUGCACCUGUGCCUCGUCCAUCUUCUGAGUCUCGUCCUAUUAUAGUUGGAGGUAUUGCCGUACAACAACAUGCAGGAGCUCCUGUACAGGAGCAUGAACAUGCUCCUCCAGCAGAAGGAGGACCACAAGCUGAACAUGCUCCUCAUCGUCAUUCAUCUUCCGGACUACAUCCACUACCGGCAGCUCGGCCAUCAGGAGAGGAGUUUCUUCAGUUGGAUCUUUUUCCUUCUUUUCCGCUCAGUACUCCGCCGCCACUGGGAACAAACGGAAAUUUCAGAGAGGAUCAUACUGAUAUGGCUAUUGUUUUUGGCUAUCUUAAUGUUAAUACUUAACUAUUUUUGUUUUUGGCUAAGUAUCUUGAUUUGGCUAACUAUCUUAAUUUGGCUAAUAUCUUCUUCAUACUUUUGCUCAACCCUGGAUUGUCCUAGUCGCAUUUUUCAUUUUCCGGGUACUAAUCUUAACUCAGAACAAGCAGAGGACUCUCAUUUGGACUUCGAUCUUGACUUCUUGUUUUUCUCCUAUUUUUAGUAUGACCAUUCCAUUUGUCACUUUGGUAGCUUGUUUUAGCCUUACAACUCUACUUUACCUGUUCUAAUCUCAACCUUCUUGACCAAGACAACGUCCUCCUUGCAGCGCCUCGAGGUCUCAGUUCACGGCUCACGACUUCAGCGGUAGCGGAAGAACUUCAGCUGCACGCACAAGUACACACGACUGGUGAACGUGAAGUACAAGUAGAUCAACAUCAAGAUCAAGAUGAUUUAGUGCGAACAAUGAGUGGUGUACUUUCUGUAUUCGAGGACGAGAAUGCUGCUGGUGUACUACUCGAAGGUGGAGGACCGCGACAGGAGGAUUUCAAUAUUCAAGAGUCGAACAAUCAUAUCCCUGGAAAAAGUAAAUCGAAACCUUCUUUGUCAAGCAAAGAUUCCGUAGUCAUAUCGUCUUCUUCGACGAACUAUAGCUAUACAGGUCGUCGUGGUGCUACUCCUGCACAUGAAGAUACCAGCACCAAGACCGCGAACCAAGACCGCGAACAGCUCGUCGUCCGGUUACACAAAGCGGAAACCAGAAUACGAGAAAUGGAUAGACAGUACUUGUCUUGCUUUUCCUUUAUUCCCUCUAUGUUGAGUCGAUCACCAAGAAGCUAUGCGUCCUCUCGUGUGUCUGUAUGUGGCGGUCGUGUAUCUUCGUUCUGCAUAAUGUACUAGCAUCUCUCCAUUUAUUUCAUUACAACAACCGAAAAAAUGCCAACCACGAGAAGGAGAAGAAGAAAAAACUUUCGUCCACGAAGGUUUGAAUUCGAGGUAGCUCGAGAGGUGGAAAAAUAUCAACGGGAGACGGUGGACCCAGCUACGUCAAGGCUGCAGGAAAUUAUCCAGACAUUAGAGGCCGUCAAUAGGGAACAAGAGGAGGAGUACCUGAGACAGACGCAGGAACUUUUGUUAUGGUUCUUAGAAUCAUACUCAAUAUAAUCAGGCGAAUUCGAAUUUCUUUGUAGUUGGUCCAUCGAUACCGUGUCCGUGAUGCCGGGGUGUAACAAUUAUUACACGGCGGAGCCAUAGACUCAAACUAUUUGUUUAUAGUUUUCUUCAACUUCUAACUCCCACUCGCCUCCAUUCGCAGCAAGUGCAAGAGCAGCCUGAAGACGAAGAAAAGCAAACUCAAGGUCGCGCUCGCCUUUCCACUGGUGGUGCUUCUAUCGCAACUUUAGUAUCUACGUCGCAACAACAAGCUGUUGCAGAUGCGGUGGACGCAUCACUUCUUGCAGGAAGAGGAACAACUCAACAUCAGCAUACUGCCCUAGGGGCAUCUGCUUCAUCAUCAGCAACAUCAUCGAUGAAUCAUAUUAGGACCACGGGAUCUCUAGCUAUACUAGGCUCUUCUUCAUCAUCAAGACCAGUAGGAGGACCAACAAGGAGAUCAUCCUCCUCAUCCUGCUAUCAAGAACAACGUUUCAUAGACGCAAGACGAAAUCGACGGAUGGCAUCAUGGCGCAACCGUCUGACAAUGCGCUGCACGUUCCUACACUGGAAGACGUAUGCCUCGAAGUGCCUCAGCAACGGCUCUCUUGCACGAUCAGCAGUACAGUAUUGCUUGCAGUUGAUGCAGGAGAAGGCGGAGACGGGGACGAGGACGAUCGCAGCUGGAGGUACAACUAGUGGACGAGGAGCAGGACCUCCAUUGGUGUAUGAUGAUGUUGAACUUGAUCAUCUAAAUCCAGCUUCUUCCUCAGCACAACAUGCAGCAACAAGACCUAGGGCUACAUCUGCUGCUGCCUUGUCAUUAUUGCGGACUUCCUUAGAUGCGAGUAUCGCCGGAUGUGGUAGUGCAUGUUCCACGCCAGGAGGAACAAGAGUUGGGACAAGGCGUCGGAGGUCUACUUCAGGUGGACAUCAGCUACAACAAAUGCAGAAUGUUCAUCUUUUUGACAGGAGAAAUACUAGGAGAACAUCAAGUAGAAGAAUGAGCGCCGGUGGUGCUUCAUCUUUAUUAGAUGAAGAAGGUGCUUCUUUAUUGGAUCUCGAAGGCUUGCCAAGUAGAAUAAACGACUCUUCUUCUAGUACAUCAGCGUUGGUUUGUCUCUCCAGACCCUUACUCGUAGCCAAUAGCGCUUUGGUUUUGGCCUUUUACUACGAUUCUCUGCGAAUGCGCACGUUUAGCACUUGGAAAACAGCGAAGUAUCUGGCAGAUGCGGAGCGAGCGAGAGAGGGUUUUCGCUUAGACCUCCGGAGACACGAGGACACCAGUGGUGCUGAACUGCAAAAUUGCAAGCGCUUACUGCGUCAACAGGCAAGAAAAUCAGCAGCUACGUUCGUCAAUGUGCGAGAUUUCAUGACGCUGAAAUCUAUGGUCUUCGGAUGGUGCAAGCUGGCUCUGCGCGGUCGCGCUACCUGUGAGCGCGAAGUGGCAAUCGAAUGCUGUCGAGAGAAAGCAUUUGUGUCGCUCUGGCGUCGUCGCGUCUUGAGGGCUAAGCGGCACUCGUUUGGAGGUUGGAAGCAAGUAGUAGCUUUGCAAAGAUACUUGAACUCUCUGCAGAAGACUAACCACACAGUCCUGCGUUCCGCCAUUCGAGGCUGGCGCAAGCACGUCCGACACAGUAAGACAACGCUGCGCGUACUAGACAAGCAAUUAGAAGAGGCUUCAGCGAAGAGUGCCACUAGCACUGCAGAGCUGUUUUUCGAACGGUUGGAAGGAUUGGUGCGCGAGAAAUCGAUAAAUAGCACCAUAGUCGAACAGGAACGGUUCAACGACAUGGCGCAUUACCAAUUGGACGCUACGAGGAUGGAUUUGGGAAUAGCAAAUGCGAAAUUAGAGGCUUACUCGGAAUUGGUAAUGCGAACUCGAGUUCGAGAAGCAGAGUUGGAGGAGAGAACGAUGAGUUUGUGUUUCUCGAAUUGGCGAAACCAAGCACAGACCUCCUUGUGUGCGGCAAUGGCUAGAGGAAAGGAGCACGCUACCGACAUAGCGAAGAAGGCAGAACGAGCGCGUGAUUUCGUUUUGGAGAGAAGCAUGAAGUAUGAAGAUGGGCAAAGAAGGUUCUUUAUUUUCACUUCUUGGUCGACGGCUGUGGCUCAGGGAAAGAGAAGGCGACUGUGCGGAGCAGGGAAACUAGCCAAAUUUUGGCGAACCUACGUCGAGCAAGCGGACCAGAGAGACACGCUGCUGGGGCUCUGCUUAGAUGGGUGGCGCAGCAUGAUAAGAUAUGAGAGUGGCUUGCUACAUAUAACCUUACAUACAGUCUAUAUAAGUAGGAAGCAUAGGGAAGCGUGGAGGGAUAGGGUAUCCAAGGAACUAGUGGCUAGAUUUGCCACAAUGGAUGACUGCCUAGAAAGAGAGCGAUGGAAGAUCAUAGCUGAAGGAAAGGCAAACGACCCCCCCCCUCCUCCACCAUCGACAUCUUCAGCGCAGCACUUCUUCUUCUCAAAUCCUUCUUCCACAGGAUCCACCUCAACUAGCACUAGAACUAGAAUGUCAGCGCCAGCACCAACGGCAACAGCUUCAGCUUCAUCAUCAUCACCUUCAACAACAGGACACAACUGGCGAAAUAGUAGCAUUGGAAGCAAAUAGCGAGCAAGUAGAAGCGCCGCAUCCACAUAGUCAACUUUUUCAACACAACAGUUUCAACAUCAGGGAAAUCCGUAAAACUCAGAAGAGAUUCAGGGAAGUCGUAGGACAAUUCCGAACCGACUAACAUCAUCAAGUAGGAAGCAUAGGCAUUUAGCAAAUGAUUGAACUAGCAAGGGAGCAUUCAUUCUUGUAUUGGACGUCGAUAUCUACGCGGUUUUUAGUUCUAGUUUAUUUAGUGCCGAAUACAUGCUCAUCAUGCUCUAAAACCAUUCGCAGCCGGAAUCUACCACCAGAGUCGCCGACCUUGUCUACGUACAGCGUUUGCGUGGUCUCCAAGCCUCUGUCGAUAGGAGUCAAUCUAGCAAAAUGCGGACGCGCUUAGCAUUUCGUGCGUGGACAGGUGCUCUCCGAUGGGCUAAGGUACUAUUAUCCGAUCUUCCUAUGAAGAUUGGUCGGAGCGCGAGCAGCAGCACAUCAACGAUUAGUGUCGCCUUCUCGGCAUGGACUGAAGUGGUGUCCCGAAGUCGCCAACAUGAAAGCAUUGCGGAAAUUCUAGAGAAGAAGCAAGUAGCACAGUGGUCACGUGAUUUGUGCAGGGCGUGGAGGGAGGUGGCAGUAGAAGCGUCGAAGAGUCGAGAGGUGUCCAGUAGAUUAGGAAUUGCUUCUGAAGUAGUUGUAGGUACGAGUGAUGUACUUCAUCAGCUUCAGUCAGCUGCAGCACCCGCGUCCUCAUCUUCUUCAACUCUCCUGGAGCAUUUUCGUCACCGGGACCGACGUUUGUGCAAAAGGUACAUCACCGUACGGGAAGCUUUCCAGGGACGGCAACUGUGCGCAGUCGCUUUCCGAAGUUGGGCUGAUUUCGUCCAGGAGAGUGUGAGAACGCGCCGUGCGGACGCUGAGGACCGAAGAUUAGUAGACGCCUUUCUCUUUGCCAAAAAGGUAGCGCGACGACCCUUCCUCAAACUCUUGCAUGACGACAUGCACUAUGCGAAUGCGCGACUGGUGUUUAAUGCGUGGAAGACGGAGGCAAUGCUGUCAAGAACAGGAGGAGGUCGGAACAUCAUCAAAUCUUCUGCUGUUGUACCAGAUGAGUUAAGGCUAGAAGAAGAAAUCUCCCAUUUUCAGAAGCAUCCUGACGAGACCGUUUUCAAGGGCAGAAAGGUCCUCGGAUGCGUCUCAAGAUGGAUCUCUCUUGGUUCUAACAGAUGAGAGAGACAGAGAAUCUCUGCUGAUGCUAGCCUCACCAUCAAGAAGAAGAAGAUCGUCGGUUUCAUCGUUGCCCGACGGUGCUGGCCCUGGUUUCGAACAGCAGAAACGCAAGAGUAGACCCGCACCCGCAGCAUCCUCUUUGCUUUCGAUCACAGCACCAACGAGGGUAAAUAUCUCUCCGCUCCGGAAAAACAUGCAGGAGAUUUUUUUCGCAACUACAGCGGGUAGUUCCUCUAGUGGAGGAAGUAGUGCAGGAGGCACCACAACAGCUGAUGUGGAGCAAGACGGCGCAGCGCUACUAGCAUUGCAGCGCGAGGAGCACUCACUAGAUGCGAGAAGAAGAACAGAACAUCAUACAAUACAGCUCGUCGACAGUAUCUCCGAGAAUUUCCUUUCAUCAUCAAAGCAAACGACAGCGAAGCUGACAGCGCUGAAUAUCCUCCGAGGAUGGCGACAUCUAGCUGCGUCAAGUCGAGCAAGGAAAGGCUUCGCACAGGAAAUCAAUGGAUUGCGUUCCGUGACAUUGGACCUGCUAGGAGACACCUUGAGCCGUCGCAGCUUAGAUCGGACGAAGAAGGCAGCGUUUGAGGCGCUGAGGUUGAACACGAAAGCAAAUGGUGAUAUUAGAGCAUCUUCAAAUGCUGGUGAACGACAGCAAAGUAGAUAUUCAUCUUCUACGGAGAGAACUACUACUGCAACAACUCCAAGAGGAAGUUUCUCAUUCAUGAAGCGUCCUCGUAGUAGUACUUCCGUGCCACCGGCCGCAAUGUCGAGGCGAGGAACUUCUACCUUCAAUACAACAGCUCACGACCCAGGAGAUCGCACACCCUCUACUUCCAAAUCGACAAUAGAAGGACCUGCUCCUGCUCCUUCAUCUAGCACAGAAGCUGCACAACACAGACAAACAGCCUGGCCAGCCUUCGGACACGACCUAGGCGGUUCGUCAACAUCUUCCGCACCUUCUCAAUUUCAAAAAAAAAUUGAGACAUCUUCAUCAAAAAUUCCGAGGCCUCCUCAAUUUCAACAAAGACCUGCUGCUUCAUCAAAGAAUGGUAAUCAUGUUCAACAUAAUCAUGACUUGUGGAUGAAGCCGGGCUACGUCUCUGGCGGUGCAUCUGGAAGUAGUUCGUGUUGUAGUACCUCUGCUAGUUGUGGACGAGGAUAUGAAGAUGAGGAGCAAGAUCAUGAUUCUGCUGUCACGGCGUGGAUAGAAGCGGAUGAUUCGUCUUGUUCAGCUGGACGGACCCCAAGCAAUCCUCCACCGUCAGCACUUACGAGAACCACAAGUGGUGUGUUGCAUACUGUGGUAGGUGGAUCUUUUGCUGGAGGUUCUAGUUCUAGUAGUUCGAAAAUUAUACCUGCAAAAAAUAAUACGAGGACAGAAGCUGCUGGACAUGAUGAUCCUCCUGCAGCCUCUACAUCUCUCAUCCUCGAACGCGAUGAAAGGCCUGUUAGUUGUACCAGCAGAACUACGAGGAACCCAACAAUUGCUACAACCUCGUCCGCUUCCAGAGCAGCUUCAGUAGUCUCUUAUCCGGGUAGUGCAAGAACCACUAGAGCAGCCACAACAACAGCUGCCUCUUCUAUUAAGGGUAGGUUAUAAAGGUGCUUUUCUUACCGCUUUUUAUGCCUCUCUCCCUUAGGAUGAGAAAGGCAUAACAAGCGGGGUAAGCGAGCACCAAAAACCUACCUCUAAUUCUAGGGGAGCAACAACGUCGACGACGCCAGCAUCUACGUCUACGAGAAGAGCGCGCAUAAAACCUCCAGUUCCCGUGUUUGCGCAUCCAGCGCCAUCGCCAGGUGGAGGUGCGAAUCAAAAUUCAUCGGGGGGAGCUCUGACACCAGCGUCCCCACAGACUGCUCAACUACACACUUCAUCUCCAUCCAUUAAUUUGAAGAUGCUCCCCACAACCACAAGAGGAACAUCAUCCUCAAAAUCCUUACAACAUUCGCCAACACUGACUCCUGGUGCUGGUGCUACUUGUUCGGGCAAUGAUCGCUCCUCUACUAGGUCGCCGUCCGGUCUUGCAGCAAGUAACAUCAAACCACCACCUGCCUUUCGUACCGCGUUUGACCCUGAGUUGAGGGCUGUAUUGGACAGGGAUAGGAGUGUCGGACGUCGAGACAGGUCUGGUGGUGCAAAGGUGGUAGAUACUUCGAGGUCCUGCUCUAGAAGGGUGGUUGAGCAGGAUGUCUCGAAUUUGAGCGCAUUGAAUGUAGGACUGGUGGUGGAUGAGAAGUAAAGCCAUUACAUGCUCGGGAGUUGAAGCAGUUCUCGUAGAUUGGUUGUAGCAGACAACGAGAGCUUUGUUCUUCUUGUAGCCGAACUAAGUAGAAAGCAUUUAACGUGUGAACUGUUUUUUUCUCUUUCGAGUGUCUACUGUGAUUAUAUCGACGAAAUGUAGAAGAAACGCAUACGCAUGAGCAAAGAAAGAUGAG